Messenger RNA from Haliaeetus leucocephalus (bald eagle), 352 nucleotides. It is a transcript of the gene DPM3, whose product is annotated as dolichyl-phosphate mannosyltransferase polypeptide 3. The coding region runs from base 74 to 352 and encodes 92 amino acids. NCBI's taxonomy places the organism in Eukaryota, Metazoa, Chordata, Aves, Accipitriformes, Accipitridae. The transcript is spliced from 2 exons. The record is from RefSeq and is a predicted model, not a curated record. Gene Ontology annotation, cellular component: endoplasmic reticulum membrane; dolichol-phosphate-mannose synthase complex. Gene Ontology annotation, biological process: GPI anchor biosynthetic process.
CCCGCGCUGCCGUGACGUAAUCGUCGCGACGGGGGGCGAGCGGGCGCCGGGCCCGGAAUCGGUCCAGGCCGCCAUGACCAAACUGGGGCAGUGGCUGUGCGGACUCGUCCUGCUGGGCUCGGCCUGGGCCGCGCUGGCACUGGCGCCGCCGGGGCUGCGGUUGCCGGCCCCGUGCCGGCAGGCCCUGCUGCCCCUGCCUGUCUACCUGCUGGUGGCCUUCGGCUGCUACUCCCUGGCCACCGUGGGCUACCGCCUGGCUACCUUCAACGACUGCGAGGAGGCAGCUGCCGAGCUGCAGGAGCACAUCAGCGCGGCACGGGCAGACCUGAGCCGACGAGGGCUGCGCUUCUGA